Trypanosoma grayi is the source of this 1089-nucleotide messenger RNA. RefSeq names its product RNA 3-terminal phosphate cyclase-like protein. Gene Ontology annotation, cellular component: nucleolus. Gene Ontology annotation, molecular function: RNA endonuclease activity. The transcript has a single exon. The record is from RefSeq and is a predicted model, not a curated record. The coding region runs from base 1 to 1089 and encodes 362 amino acids. Lineage: Eukaryota; Euglenozoa; Kinetoplastea; Trypanosomatida; Trypanosomatidae. Gene Ontology annotation, biological process: endonucleolytic cleavage of tricistronic rRNA transcript (SSU-rRNA, 5.8S rRNA, LSU-rRNA); ribosome biogenesis.
AUGCUUGAAUUCGAGGGCAGCAGCUUGUUCCGCCAUCAUAUUGUCUGCAGCUUACUAACCAACAAACCGGUCCGUAUUUCAGGUAUUCAUGACGAGGAUGAGCCGCAAGGAAUUCAGGUGGUUGAGGCGAACUUUCUUAAAUUUAUUGAUCGCGUGACUAGCGGUUCCAAGUUCGAGUGUACUGAUAACAAUACCACACUAACAUUUUACCCUGGUAUUAUCCUUGGUGGAAAUUUUUCCCACGAGGUUCCUAGCAGUCGUUGUGUGAGUUACAUCGCCGAGGUCGCUGUUCUUCUUCUUCCCUUUGCCAAGCUGGAUACAAGACUGACAUUGGUGGGCUCGACGCAGAGUGAGCUGGACCUCUCCGUUGACACCUUCCGAACUGUGACCACACGCUGGCUCCAGCUCUUCGGUGUAGAAUGCAAUGUGCGCAUCAUACGGCGUGGUGUGCAUCCAGGCGGGGGUGGGGCCAUUGACCUACAGUGCAAGGCUGUGAGAAAGCUGACUUCGGCGGAUGCAGCAACGCAAGGGCGUGUGCGCCGCAUUCGUGGUAUUUCUUUUGGUUGUCGUAUUGCAGCCGAUCUUGCCCAGAGAGCCGCCACGGCAGCAAAGGGUGUUCUCUUGAAUCUUCUCCCCGACGUCUACGUGGUAACAGAUUUAGACAACUCCAAGAGGCCGCAUGGGGAGUCGUCAAGCGGCUACGGUGUCCUUCUAGUGGCCGAAACAACAAGCAAGCACUGUGUUAUCUCACAAGAAGCAGUUGCCGCGCCACAGGAACUCCCUGAAGAUGUCGGUAAGCGUGCAGCAGAACUGCUUCUCGAUCAGGUGCUCAGCGGUGGGUGCGUGGAUGCGCAUCAUCAGAUGCUUGUAUUGAUUCUUAUGGCCCUCAGCCCAGAUGAAGUGUCGACGGUACGGAUUGGCCAAAUGACCACAGGUGCGGUCUCUGCAGUGAUGCUAAUGGAAGCGUACUUCGGGGUGACGUGUGCAACUAAGGAAGAGCCAUCGCUAGCGGGAAAAGAACUCCCCUCCACGACUCUUAUCACUUGCGUCGGCAGCAAUACUAUCAACGUAUGGAAGAAGAGCGGGUAA